Molecule: messenger RNA, 2356 nt
Organism: Limulus polyphemus (Atlantic horseshoe crab)
Lineage: Eukaryota; Metazoa; Arthropoda; Merostomata; Xiphosura; Limulidae
Gene: Caper
Product: RNA-binding protein 39-like
Exons: 17
Coding region: 550-1995 (481 amino acids)
Biological process (GO): mRNA processing
Cellular component (GO): nucleus
Molecular function (GO): RNA binding
Source: RefSeq, a predicted model, not a curated record
UUGGUAACUGACUUUGUAUACCCCGUGCAUAAACGGAUUAAAAUCAUAAGUUUGUAUUGAGGUUUAGUGAAAUUAUAGACUUUAUUAGAACAUAUUAGCUGAUAAACGUUUAAAGCUUUUAUUGGUUUUUAUUAGAUAAAGACUGUUGUUAAGGAAAACUCGACUAACUGCAUUUGGUUGAACAGUUUUUCUUUGCCAGACGGAGCGCCUAAAUUUGCAACUUCAAGCUCAAGGUAAAAGAUGGCUGAUGAUUUUGAUAUUGAAGCUCUCUUGGAAGCUCCAUAUAAAAGGAAGACCUCUCUUAGACCUGAACCACUUCAUUGUACAGGUUGGAUCAGUGUGAGAUUGUAACAUCUUUGGAAAGUGUGUUUCAACCUGCCUAUGUUAAAGUGAUUUAAUUGAAUAUUUCUCUAAAGAUACAUUAAGGUACCAACUCCUUCAAUCCAGCCAUUACCACGUGCUUGAGAUGGAUUCAUGUACAUGUACUUAGAACAGUCUCACAACAGGGUGGCUGGAAAAUGAUGACUGCAGCCCUUGUCCCAUACUCCAAUGAAGCCAAAAGCCUCAAGGGAACAAGUCAAUGGAAAAGGUGAUGUGACUUCUAGUGGAGGCAAGGAGAGUAGAAGAGGAAGCAGUAGUAGCAGCAAGAGAAAGAAGAGAAGUCGAAGCCGUGGUCGAAAUAAAAAGAGUCGGAGUAGAAGUCGGAGUCGUAGAAGUAGAAGCAGAGGAAGGAGAAGCCGAUCUCGUGAUCGUGAGCGUAGGAGACAUAGUAAGAGCAGAGGCAGGGAACAUAAAAGGAAAAGCAGAAGCCGUAGUCCUGAACGAAAACAUAAAAGUAAAGAGCGAAAGAAAUCCAGUUCACCACGAAAUGAAGUGAGAGAGAGGCCUCCUCCACAAAGAAGUCCUUUAAGAGAGCCAAAUGAAGAACUCAGUCCAGAAGAGAGAGAUCAAAGAACUGUGUUUUGCAUGCAACUUUCUCAGAGAAUUAGAGCUCGAGACUUAGAAGAGUUCUUUUCUGCAGUAGGAAAGGUACGGGAUGUAAAACUCAUCAUGGACAACAAAACAAGAAGGUCCAAGGGAAUUGCUUAUGUAGAAUUUCAGUUAGUUGAAUCUGUUUCAUUGGCUUUAGGACUCAAUGGGCAGAAACUUCUAGGUGUACCUAUAAUUGUUCAACCUACUCAAGCUGAAAAAAAUAGAGCAGCAGCUAGUGCAAAUAACCUUCAGAAGGGAAAUACUGGCCCAAUGAGACUCUAUGUGGGCUCCUUACAUUUCAAUAUUACUGAAGAUAUGCUUAAAGGAAUUUUUGAACCUUUUGGCAAGAUUGACAAAAUUGAACUCGUAAGAGACACAGAAACUGCAAGGUCAAAAGGUUAUGGAUUUAUUACAUUCCGUGAUUCAGAAGAUGCCAAAAAAGCACUAGAACAGUUAAAUGGCUUUGAAUUGGCUGGUAGACCAAUGAAGGUGGGUCAUGUAACAGAACGAUUGGACACUUCCCAGGGAUCAUCAUUUUUGGACAGUGAAGAAUUGGAUCGGACUGGUAUAGAUUUGGGAGCCACUGGGAGACUUCAGUUAAUGGCAAAAUUAGCUGAAGGGACUGGAUUUCAAAUUCCAGAAGCAGCAAUGUCAGCAUUACAAUUACACACUGCUAAUGCUGCUAACAGCCAAUCUGCUCCACCUAUAGCAACCCAAUGUUUCAUGCUUUCAAAUAUGUUUGACCCUGGAACAGAAUCUAAUCCAUCAUGGGACAUAGAAGUUCGUAAUGAUGUCAUAGAUGAAUGUAGAAAACAUGGUGGUGUGUCUCAUGUAUAUGUGGAUAAAGCAUCACCUCAGGGAAAUGUCUAUGUAAAAUGUCCUACUGUUGCUGCUGCUGUAGCAUCUGUUAGUGCCCUUCAUGGACGGUGGUUUGCAGGACGAUUUAUCACUGCUGCCUAUGUCCCUGUAGUGAACUAUCAUGGUUUGUUCCCUGAUGCAGCAAACAUACAAGCAUCAUUAUGAGAAGUGUCAGAAGUAAUUGUUAACUGAAUGUGACUCUUGUCUUUUCAUUUUUGUAUAAAACCACACAAAAACCAGGUUAGGUAUCACUUUCAACUUUGUCCAGUUAAAUAUUAUAAACAAAGUUACAUAAACUCACUGGUUUACUGUGCAAGAGUAAUAGUGAAGGAGUUUUUGAGUGGUAUAUUUUAUGUUAAAUCAGCUUGUAAAUAUCAAAGUAUAUGACAUUUCUUUAAAAUCUGUAAAUAAAACCAUUUUCCAGGAUUAUUUCUGUAUUCAUUUUACUUGUAAUAUGAUAAGUUUACACAGAGUUAUUUGUAUGAGAUCCUUAUCCAGAAAUAAUAGCCAGACAUAUUUGUUCUCA